AUGAAAGCGUCGCAUCCCACAGCUUUCCUCUUGAAAAAGCGCCAAGCACCCUGUGCAGUAUGCACCAACAUCGCCCCCUGUCCCGCCUGCCCAAAAGGUCAGCAAUGUCAACAGAUCUUCCGCACCUCCUGCCAAGACUGUCCCGUCAACAAAUGUGUCCCUAUUCCAGGCUACGACAACGGUGGAGGCACCAACAAGUCUGCCCUCGGUGGAGGACUUGCUGCGCUUGUUAUCAUCGCAAUAGCAGCAGCGAUCGGCUUCGGGUUCUGGCGACGUCUCAAAGCAAAACGUUGUCGUCGUAUCGCUCUUCACCAAGAUGCCAUGCAACGACGUGAAAAGGUCAAGAACGAGAAAGAAGGUGCAACGCUCCAACUCGGAGGAGGAACAAACCCUCCUUGCUCGCCUCACGAUCCGAACAAUUCUCCUUUUGCGAUCGUCGAUGCGGAUGACUUGGAUAACGAUACAGAAUAUACCCAAGUUACUGGCGUGCUCAACGAUCAAGAUAGACUCGGCUCGCUGGUUGAGCCCACUGCUUUUCGUCGACGCUCGUUUGGUGCAGCUACCCACCUUUCGCGUAUUACUGAAGGGAUGGAAGAGGAGGAAGAGGAGAUCGAUGCCGAAGCUGCAGCAAAGAGUGCCAAGAGAAAGACGGCUGCUUCGGUGAGAUCCAAUGCACAUUCGUUGGCAAGUCGCGCAGGUCCACGUGUUAGCUUUGGAAGUGGUAUUAGCUUUGGAAGUGGAAACAUCAUCCCGAUCGCUUUCAAGCCUUCUCCAUCUUACACUUCCGGUGGUAGUGUUGCAGAAAGCGAGGAGGAGUCGAUGGAAGGAUACCAACCAGUCUCCUUACUAGCCGUACCUUUGACGGCUCAUCGCGCAACAGGAGCACCCGCAAUCCAAGUCAACACAGCCCGCACCGGUCCAAUCCGUCCCACCCGUGCACCCGAUCUCAACCUCAAACUUCCUGAAACACAGAAAUAUCAACCGACACCCUCUUGGCCACUCGCCACCAUCACCAAUACCACCGCUGCUACAAAAGAGGCUCGGUACGACUUUAUGUCUGUCGAUCCCGUCUCUGCUCUCACCGCCUCUGGUCCCUAUAGCCGCUCCAACCGUCCUCUGUCGGGGGCGACGAUUAACACUAUCAAUUCGGCCCACUCGAAUUCUCUAUCGUACGUCAUGUCCGCGCCUCAAGUCAUCACUCCGGUUAGCGGCGACCGGGUUCGACGAGUACAGUUGGGCAAUGGAGGAAAAGCCCAGCUGGUCAAAGUUCCCUCGCUCAAACGCAAAGAUAAGUCUCCUGAAGCGCCGAACCGUGAAGACCCGUUUCAAGAUCAGGGUGAGGCGGAAUUGCUUCCUCCCCCCACCAACCGAUUUGGCUCUUCUCCUUCAGGAGAAAGAUCUUCAACCAUCUCCACCUCGACUUUGGGCAUUCCAUUCGGCGAAAACCCAUUCGGCCAAAGUAUACAGCCUCCGGAGAAUCAGGCCAGCCCAAGCGAUGCAGAGGAGAGAAGCUCCUGGUUGGGUUCAUCUACAGACAUUGGCGUGACCAAGAGAAGUAGUGAUCCCUUCAAGGAUCCCACUCGAAAACAGAGCGGGGAGAGCGGGGAGGAGGAGGUGAGAAGAGCGAGUAUCGGUGGCUUGAGUUUGUUGGGUCAAUUCCCGUUCGACUUUUCCCGGGCGCAACUGCCAGAUGAUGCUGCGAAACGCGUUGAACAGUAUAAGCGAUAA
Ustilago hordei is the source of this 1728-nucleotide messenger RNA. RefSeq lists its product as uncharacterized. The record is from RefSeq and is a predicted model, not a curated record. The coding region runs from base 1 to 1728 and encodes 575 amino acids. NCBI's taxonomy places the organism in Eukaryota, Fungi, Basidiomycota, Ustilaginomycetes, Ustilaginales, Ustilaginaceae. The transcript has a single exon.